AUAAUUAUAUACCAAAACCAAAACUGCAAAAAGAUGAAUCAUUAUCCGCUAAUUUUACAAACGUGAUUUUUCAAAUUAAAACCGAUAAACCUCCUAUGCAAGAAAACUCUGAUGAUAUAGUUAAUAGUCAAGAUAUAGAUUCAGAUUAA
Molecule: messenger RNA, 149 nt
Organism: Racocetra fulgida
Lineage: Eukaryota; Fungi; Glomeromycota; Glomeromycetes; Diversisporales; Gigasporaceae
Source: the annotation of a GenBank genome assembly